Botrytis cinerea B05.10 is the source of this 1487-nucleotide messenger RNA. RefSeq lists its product as hypothetical. Lineage: Eukaryota; Fungi; Ascomycota; Leotiomycetes; Helotiales; Sclerotiniaceae. The transcript has 2 exons. The coding region runs from base 215 to 1222 and encodes 335 amino acids. Gene Ontology annotation, molecular function: protein binding. The record is from RefSeq and is a predicted model, not a curated record.
GAGCUGAACAAGAAGAUAUCUACCUGGUAAUAACCAAAUAUUAUCUGGCUAAACAAACUUUGAGAUGUUUUUUCACCCCUCAUCUCACCAUCUUUAUAAUUACUUUUAAUUUAUCUACCUGUCAGAAUACUCGCUGCUCAUCUGACAGAAUACCUACCAUCUCGUAGGGGGUCAAGUGUUCUCAAUACAUCAACUAUUCAUCGCCACGGAAAACAUGAGUUCUUGUGUUUACGAACAUGCCUCUUCAGGAAUAGUCACCGUAAUUGUAGGUCCAGAGGGAAGACCAUUCUUCUUCCACGAGAGUCUCCUCUGCCAAAAAUCUCCCUGGUUCCGUUUGCAACUCGAGAACCAAAUGACCGAAGAUUAUGACUAUGAUUCCGCUAAUGAACUCUCACCCAUCGAAUCAUCCUUCCAACACUUCCAACACUUUCAACAAAUUCAAGGAAAAGUAAUAUACCGCUACGAAGAUGACAUUCAUACAUUCAAUCAGUUUUUCAGUUGGAUGUACGGACCCAUGUACCCGCUACCUCGACGUGAUCCAGAAAACUAUUCUACCUCGACACAUAUAUCAGAAUGGAUAAUGCUCCACCAACUAGCCGUUGAAAUGGGAGUGAUGGACUUGGCACAUCAAGCUUUUUCCGAGUACGUUCUUUGUAGAGACACUCUACGGACAGGAUAUUGGAUGCCCCUUCCCGCAGAAAUCCAAUUUAUAUAUCAAAACCGAGCAACAACAUAUGAUUUACGCAGUCUGAUCGUGUUAAAGAUGCGGCGUCUUUAUUUUUCAACUGGGUUUGAAGGAUUGCAAAGAGAACUGUCUGAUAUUUGCGGUUGUCAUCCUGAGUUUCACACCGAUGUUUAUGUAGAGUUACAAAGACAUUCGGAACAAAUAACGCAGUGUGACCAUGCGGACUGCGCUAUUCAUAGCCCGCAAACUGCAACUGCUGAUACCUUGUACAUUCCAACUACCAGCCACUUCCAAAAUCCAGAAUCUCCCUUGGAAGUCGAGCCACCUCCUACCUCUUCCUCUGAGUAUCUAGAUAACAUCUCUAAUCUUGAUCUGAACAGCUCACCACCUUAUUUAUCCGAUUGCGAUACGACAUCCACAGGAGAAAAGGAUGCAAACUCCGAGCAAGCGAGAAGCGAAGCAAUGGCUGAAUAUUAUGAGAGUAGGAAUACAUUGAUGUCUUUUGAUGUGGGGAGCGGAAGGUCGAUUUUGAAUUAGCGAGACGGUUGGGUGUUGAAAUGAUAUUGAGAAAAUUACAUUGAUAUUUUGGUUAGAUGAUGAUGACGACGACGAUGAUGUUGAUGGAAGCUAGUGUGUAGUCUAUUCAUAUUUUGGACUAGUUCUGGAAACAGGGGCGGUUAUUGUGGAUACAACCAAAUGGGGUUGAAUAUUCGCGCAUCGGGAUGAAGUAGAAAAUUGACACAACGGCGCUAUCUAAGAGCGGAAGACGGGAAUCGGAAUUUUUUGAAUAUCUUUAAAAGUA